Molecule: messenger RNA, 1212 nt
Organism: Lathyrus sativus (Indian pea)
Lineage: Eukaryota; Viridiplantae; Streptophyta; Magnoliopsida; Fabales; Fabaceae
Source: the annotation of a GenBank genome assembly
AUGCUUGCGGUGUCACCAUUGAGGAGCAUCAACAAAGAUGAAAACCAAGAAGGGAUGGAGAGUUUUUCCAUGGCGAGUACUUCAAUUACAACCGGCGAAUUCGGCGACGGAAAUUUAUUGGAAAGCGUUAACUUCGACAAUUUCUUUGUUGACAUCAACAUCAACGGAGACAUCUUGCCGGAUUUGGAUAUGGAUAUGGAUUCAGAGAUUUUUGCUGAGUUCUCUGUUAGUUACGGAGAUGAAUCGGAGAUAAACUUAUCCACUAUCAAGAUAGCGGAUGAAAAUAAUCCGUCUAAAGAAGAAGAUAAAAUAGGCGGUUUUCCGAGUCGGCAAGGUUCGGAGGAGUUAUUAAGCAAAAGAGAUGAAUCUGUUGAUGUGAAUCCAUUGCCGAAAAAUGGUGGAAAGGGAAGAAAAUCAUCGAAUCAAUCUAAGAAUCCUGAGGGUCAUGGAAAGAGAAAAGUCAAGGUGGAUUGGACACCAGAAUUGCAUAGGAGAUUUGUGCAAGCAGUGGAACAACUAGGAUUGGAUAAGGCGGUGCCUUCAAGGAUUUUGGAGAUUAUGGGAAUUGAUUGUCUCACUCGCCAUAACAUUGCCAGCCACCUUCAGAAAUAUAGGUCCCAUAGAAAACAUGUGUUAGCGCGUGAAGCAGAAGCAGCAAACUGGAAUCAAAGAAGACAUGUGUAUGGUGUAGUAGGAGGGAAGAGAGAAGUUAUCAGUUCAUGGCCAACUCCUGCAGCAGUACCCGCCAUGGGUUUUCCUCCUCCUCCUCCUCCUCCCAUGAUUCCAUUGCACCAUGUUAGACCCUUACAUGUUUGGGGACAUCCUUCAAUGGAUCAGUCAUUCAUGCACACGUGGCCGCAGCUGCAGCCGCAACCGUGGCCACCAGCACCACCUCAAGACCCUUCAUUUUGGCAUUCUCAACACCAACAGAGAUCUUUUGGACGUCAACUCCCCAGCAUCCCACCGCAUGGUAUGUACGAAGCAGAUCACACCAUUGCCACCGCCGGUCCUGCUUCUGGUCCCGAUCUCUUCUUCGACUUUCAUCCGUCAAACGAGAGCAUAGAUGCAGCUAUUGGAGACGUUUUAUCAAAACCAUGGUUGCCGCUACCACUUGGACUUAAGGCUCCAGCACAUGACAGCGUAAUGAGUGAAUUACAAAGACAAGGAAUUUCAAACAUUCCACCCCAUGAGCUUGAAACAAAAUAUUCUUAA